AGACGUAGCCUAGAAGAAGAACUAGAAGAAGUUUAAAUAGGACACAGCAUUCUCAACUCUCGGUGUGUGUGCUCUCAUGAACUUUUCGGCCACCGAUUCGAUAUUGGCAUCAACGAUAACAACGGUGAUUGGUGGAGCUGGAGUUUUGGCAGAAGCAGGCGAAGCUGAACUAUCUGGUGAUGAUGAUUUUUAUGAGCUGACUCCUGUAGAAUUGAUAAUAUGGUGCAUGCUGUAUGCAAUUAUAGCCUUCAUGGCAGUUGUUGGAAAUCUUCUGGUUCUCUACAUAACACUGUUCAGAUUAAGAGUCCGUUCCAUCACAACCUACUUCAUUCUGAACCUCGGAUUUGCUGACCUCUUCACUGGUAUUUUUGCGAUUCCCUUCAAGUUUCAGGCUGCUCUUUUUCAAGAAUGGUUCCUGCCGCGAUCACUCUGCCGGAUAGUUCCAUACGUGGAAACAGUUGCUCUGACAGUUUCAGUCUUCACACUUGUGACGUCAGCAGUUCAUGAAUUCCGUACAAUGUUCUUCUCGAAAUGCUCACAAAUGAGCCCAAGAUCUGCAAAACGAUGUGUACUUUUGAUAUGGAUAAUGGCGGUUCUUGUGUCUCUACCACAUGGAUUGUUCCAUAAUACAUACGAAUUUCCAGAUGACAAUAAUACUUCAAUUGUACAGUGUCUCCCAGUAUAUCCUGAUGCUGGUUGGUGGAAAACAUACAAUGUCUACCUUGUCAUAAUCCAAUAUUUUGUUCCAAUGAUUAUUCUUGACACUGCGUACACAAUGAUUGCUGUUAAAAUAUGGUCAUUGAGUCAGUCAAGAGUUGAACUUGAUGAAACAAAAAUGGCAACCCAGAAGAUAUCAGUGGUAUCAAUGGUUUCACCAAACACUCAAUUAUCGCAGCUUAUGCGUACUCUCAUCAUUGUCGUUGCCUGUUUCUCAUUGUGUUGGUUUCCAUUGGAGACGUAUCUACUUUUGAAUGAAUUGAAACCGGAAAUUAAUGGAUGGAAAUACAUCAAUUUGGUGUUCUUCUUUUCACAUUGGCUGGCGAUGAGCAAUUCUUGUCUUAAUCCAAUUAUUUAUGGACUUUACAAUACAAAAUACAACGAGGAAUAUCGUCGUUUGUUUCGCCAAAUUGGAUGCAUUUGGCAACGGCAGAAAAGUUUGGACGAUUCGAUGAAACCGGAGCGUCGUUGGAAUUCUUCAAAUGAUUGUCAAGAUCAACAGGAAAUUGAUCAAAUUGUUGAUAUUCCACCAGUUAUUUCUACAAAUAAUCUUUCUCCCUGAACGUGUAUUUCUUUAAUGAUUCUACAAUUUUGUGUCAAACAGAGUAAAUAAUUAAAUAUCAAUCAGAUCGACUUCUCAAGUUUUUGGUAUACAAUUUU
Molecule: messenger RNA, 1377 nt
Organism: Caenorhabditis elegans
Lineage: Eukaryota; Metazoa; Nematoda; Chromadorea; Rhabditida; Rhabditidae
Gene: tkr-3
Product: G-protein coupled receptors family 1 profile domain-containing protein
Exons: 8
Coding region: 77-1279 (400 amino acids)
Biological process (GO): G protein-coupled receptor signaling pathway; signal transduction
Cellular component (GO): plasma membrane; membrane
Molecular function (GO): G protein-coupled receptor activity; neuropeptide Y receptor activity
Source: RefSeq, marked reviewed